GCGAGCACGAUGUCCCUGUGGGGAGCAGUCCCUGCGCACCCCAGAGCUGAGCGAGGAGGACCCAGGGGUCUGCGGUGGCUGUGGGGCAGGCAGGGGAGGCACCAGUGAGGGCUGGAGGGCUGGUUUGCCCGGGAGCAGUCAAGAAGGACAGAUAGUUGGUGACAAGAUUGCCCAGAAGUGUCUGGGGCCGUGUGGGACAGCCCGGAAGAUUACAGCUAUGCCUCACAGCUCCGACAGCAGUGACUCCAGCUUCAGCCGCUCUCCUCUUCCUGGCAAGCAGGAUUCCUCCGAUGACGUAAGGAAAGUUCAGAGGAGGGAGAAGAACCGCAUUGCUGCCCAGAAGAGCAGACAGAGGCAGACACAGAAGGCGGACACCCUGCACCUGGAGAGCGAAGACUUGGAGAAGCAGAACGCAGCUCUUCGCAAAGAGAUCAAGCAGCUCACGGAGGAGCUGAGGUACUUCACAUCUGUGCUGAGCAGCCAUGAGCCCCUGUGCUCGAUCCUGGCCAGCGGCACCCCAUCACCCCCGGAGGUGGUGUACAGCGCCCACGCCUUCCACCAGCCUCAUGUCAGCUCCCCUCGCUUCCAGCCCUGAGCUUCCGAGAAGCAGAAGGCAGAGCCACACACCGCUGCCGUCCCCAGGGGCGCACAGACUGAGGUCAGGCUGCUCUGGUCCCCCCAAUGUCUGCAGACUCAGUAGCAGAGGCCGGGAUGCGAACUGAACAUAAGGACCGCAGUGGCCAGAAGGAUGUGGGGCCUCUCGGGGGAGAAGAGCAAAUCCAUGUGUUCUGAACUCCACGUGGGUGGAAAACCAAGCCUGCAAAACGUCACGGAUGAUGCCCACGUCCCAUCGCACAGAGGGAGGAGGGCAG
Messenger RNA from Jaculus jaculus (lesser Egyptian jerboa), 872 nucleotides. RefSeq names its product basic leucine zipper ATF-like transcription factor (gene Batf). Gene Ontology annotation, biological process: regulation of transcription by RNA polymerase II. Gene Ontology annotation, molecular function: RNA polymerase II cis-regulatory region sequence-specific DNA binding; DNA-binding transcription factor activity, RNA polymerase II-specific. Lineage: Eukaryota; Metazoa; Chordata; Mammalia; Rodentia; Dipodidae. The record is from RefSeq and is a predicted model, not a curated record. The transcript has 3 exons. The coding region runs from base 218 to 595 and encodes 125 amino acids. Gene Ontology annotation, cellular component: nucleus.